Messenger RNA from Mercenaria mercenaria, 2154 nucleotides. RefSeq lists its product as uncharacterized. NCBI's taxonomy places the organism in Eukaryota, Metazoa, Mollusca, Bivalvia, Venerida, Veneridae. The transcript has 3 exons. The record is from RefSeq and is a predicted model, not a curated record. Bases 1 to 2154 code for a protein of 717 amino acids.
AUGGAUCUAUCUAAGAUAAUAAAGACGAGAGACGCUCAAAAGGCAGUUAUUUCGAGACAUUUAGAGAAAUUAGAGGCUUCAGUGGACGACGAAGAACAGUUUCAUACAGUACUUAACGUUUUGCAGACUAAGGUGAAGUUAAUAGAGGAUGUUAACGAGAAGAUUUUAUCCCAGACUGAUGAAGAUGAUUAUGAAGCUGAGAUUCGAAUCCGGAACCUGGAGGCACAACUAAGAAAACAGACCAAAGACCAUUUACCGCCACCAUUGCUCAAUCCCGUAGAUUUGCCGCAAUAUGAGCAGCCUAGAAACAGUACGAACAGUGCAACCACCGCAGAUCGUUCAGGAAAUACUACCGACAGCACUUCCGGCAGAGAACCUAAGAUCUCUCAGGAGAAAAUGGAGUCAUAUAUUAGAGGGUUACAGUCACUUGGGCAGUGCCAAGAUUCGUAUGGAAAUCUUCUGGUUCCCCUGAUAAUAGAGAAGCUUCCAACUGAAAUCAUUAGAAAUAUGACACGUGAACAUGGCAGCAGUAACUGGCAACUUCCGGAACUAAGACAGGCAUUGAAGAAAGAAAUCAACAUUCUAGAGUCGGGGCAGCCGACACAUUCACCGGAAUGUCAUAACGCUACAGCUUCAUUCUUCACCGGAACGAGACCAAAUCCCACGAGCACGCGCAAACAUCAUACGACAAUUUCAGAAAGAUCAAAACGCCUAAGAUGCCCAUUCUGUGACGAUCAUCACUUUGCUUGUGACUGCAAGAAGCUUUACCACAGCUCCUACCCCCGCAUACACAAAUAUGAACACUACAGCCCCAGGAUUCCCCCAGCCCCUACUCCCGUCAACAGAGAUAAUGUUAUAUCCGGUUCUAGUGGACAGUCCGCUAUACUCCAUUCUACUACGCAAUCAAGACCAAGUGUUUUAUUGAAGACCGCUGUUGCCAAGGUAACGUCUGACGGCAAUUGUACAGAUGCUAAUUUAUUGUUCGACGAGGGCGCACAGAGAUCAUUUAUUACAGAGGAACUAGCAGACAAACUUCAACUUAGCCGAAGUGGCACAGAGGUCGUACAGCUUGCAGCGUUUGGGUCGUCUUCGAUGAAAGUCAGCCAUAAAAAUAAAGCAACCGUGUAUUUGUUGACUGAUAACAGAGAGAGGAUAGAGAUAGAUGUUCUCAUAGUACCAACCAUUGCUGUACCAUUGAGAAACUUACAUCGUACCACAUCAGCACUUCCGUAUCUUAGAGGGCUUAAACUUGCACAUCCUGUUACAGAAGAUGAAACAUUCAACAUAUCGCUAUUGAUUGGUGCUGACAAAUACUGGGAGAUCGUUGGAAACCGAGUAGUCCGAGGCAACGGUCCGACUGCGGUCCAGUCUAAGAUAGGAUACCGACUGUCCGGACCACUUCCGAUACAAUCAACAGAUUCGGCUACAGAUUACAUCAUGAACCUCAUUACAUCCCCGCCAGAUGUGUCAGACUUAGAGAGAUUCUGGAAGUUAGAAUCAUUAGGUAUCAGCCAUGAAAAAGACGAGGGAACUACUUCUGACUAUCUUACGACCUAUCAGAUGAACUCAAUUGAAUUCAAGGACAGUCAUUACUCAGCGAAGUUACCAUGGAAACGUGAGCAUCAACCAUUACCCGACAACUACAACAUCACAGUAAGACGAACAGAGAACACAAUCCGGCGACUUCGUCAAGACCCGGAUAUGUUGCAGAAAUACGGCAAGAUAAUUGCAGACCAAGAGAAACGAGGUUUCGUAGAAAGAGUUGUAGUUGACUAUACCCAGAACCAGAUACACUAUAUCCCACAUCACGCCGUGAAGAAAGAUUCGGCUACUACGCCUAUCCGAAUAGUAUUUGAUUGUAGCUGUCGACAGAACAAAGAUUCCCCUAGUCUGAACGACUGUUUAGAAUCUAAUCCCCCAGAGCUCAACGACUUGACUGGUAUCCUUAUGAGAUUUCGCCUACAUAGAUUUGCCGUAUGCACCGAUAUUGAAAAGGCGUUCCUGCACGUGCAACUAGACGAGAAAGACCGUGACGUAACGAGAUUCCUGUGGUUGAGCGACAGCAACAAUCCAUACAGCAGUUUGGUGACUUACAGGUUCAAAUCCGUUCUAUUUGGCGCUACUUGUUCACCAUUUUGCACGCGACACUUAUGA